AUGGCAUCCUCCACCUCCUCCUCGCCUCAUCAUCCACCUCCUCUAUUCUUUAAUCGGUCACCUCCUCUCAUGGUCAAUGAAGAGCACGAGAUACGUCGCAAACAAAUAGAGCAACAAAAGAAAUUAGACGCACUCAAAAAGCUACAUCUCUUUAAAAAGCAGCUUGAUGCCGUCGACCCUCAAACACACUCAUUGUCAUUCUCUGCAUCAGAGCCAGAGACUAUAGCCAACACUACCAACACCAUAAAUAAUAAUCAAAGUAAUAAUAAUCUAGUAACACCUAUUACUCUACCUCCACCAAAUAUGAUACCUAAACCAAAACCUAAACAAACAAAACAAUCAAGUAAACAACCAAAACAACAACGACAACCAAGUAAACAAAGUAAACAGCAACCACAACAAAGUAAUCAACAAACACAAAGUAAUCAACAACAACAACAACAGCAAUAUACAGACACUAACAAUUCAACAUCUUCUUCAUCAUCAUCAUCAUCUAUAUCAUCCACUGCGAUUGUUCCUUUAGGUUAUGAUUUCUCAACAUCUUUGGCUCAAGCUGAAAUACAUAGAUCUCAAGUGAGAAGGAAUAAACGGAUGGGAUCUAUCGGUGGAGGUAGUAGUAGCGGUGCUUCAGACUUGUCUGAAUCGGAUUCUCGACAACCAGAGAUUGAAGAAUACUCAGAGAGUGCAUGUUCUACCAAUACUACCAAUACUACUACAUCUCCUCCAUCUACUACUGAUAAUAUUAAACUUCUCGGACGAAAAAGAUACACUUCCGAAGAUGACAAUCCUCCACCUCUUCCAUCAUCAACAAGAACCAAAAGAAAUCAUCAACAACAAUCACAACAAUCACAACAAUCACCACAACAAUCACAACAAUCACAACAAUCGCAGUCACAACCAUUCGAACCGUCACAAGAAAACGAAAGAAGGGAAUUGGAUUCUGAAAUGAUGGUUAGUGGAUUAAGUAAAACCAGUCCACGAUCAUCACAACAACAAUCACAACAAUCACAACCACAAACACAAAGAAUUUAUAGGGAUGGAAACCAAGGAUCAGUUUACAGUUAUGUUAGUUCAGCAUCUUCAACUUCUUCAUCCAAUGAAUCUGAUCCAUUGGCUGUCGAUAGCCAAUCUUCAUUCCAUAAAAGAUAUAUUCAAGCAUUUGCAAGAUUUACAGAGAUGAACAAGAAUGAAGACAAGAGAGAACAUUUAGUUUGUAAAAGAGAUUAUACUAUUGGCGGUAAAAAGGUCAAUGAUUUGGAGAUACAUGAUCGAUUGAGAAAGACGUAUGCUCGAGUCGUUGUAGUUCAACCUGGUUUAAUCUACAUUGAUAAUCUCCAACCAAAAGCAGUAUUUGUCAAUUGCAAAGAGGUUACACAACCAACUUAUAUAUGUAAUGGUGAUAAGAUUCAAGUUAUGGAUUAUUUAUUUUUUGUUGAAGUAUUUACAGAAAACAUAAGUUCAAUUGAUUUUGAUGAUCAAUUGAGUGAUCGUGAACUUGAGGCAAUGUUGGCUUCAAGUUCAUCUUGUUCUUCUCAACCUAAUACUCCAACUCAUCAACCACCACCUCUUCCACCACCUGCUCCUCCACCAACUCCAUCAUCAUCACAACUACAUUCAAACAACAGUGCUACCCCCUCCACCUCUCCUUAUCCAGUAACUCCUCAGUCAACACAUAAACACAAAAAGACAAACACCCUAAAUAAUAUAAAUACCAACUUGAUCAAUAGCCUUAAUAAUCUAAUUAAUAUAAAGGUGGGAUCAAUUGUAAAAUUCCAACAAAAACAACAAAAUCAACAGCAACAACAACAACAAAAGAAAAAUAAUAAUAAUGUACAAGAGGAAGAAGAACAGGAAGUAGAGGAAGAAGAAGAAGAAGAAGAAGAGCAAGAGAAAGAAGAGGAAGAGGAAAAGGUGAACCUAAUCAAAAAAAUACAGGCAAUUCAAAUUAAAACUCCACCAUCAACACCAUCACAAACCAAGUCAUGUAAAAGUGGUUUGGAACAAAGUAAUACUAACACUAACACUAAAACUCGAAAUAACAUUGUUACAGCAAGACAACAACAAAAUAAUCUAAACAACAUUAAAAAAAAUAACAUUAAAACUCAAACCAACAUUAAUAAUAAUAAUAAGAAGACCAACCACAAUUCAAUUUCACUUAAAAGUGGCAUUUUUGCCUUUUUAAAUAUUUAUAUAUGUCAUCAAUUAAAAGAUAAGCCCCAUUUACAAGAAAUUGUCAUUGCCAAUGGAGGAAAUUUAAUCGACGAAGUCUGUGACUUGAACACAUUUUUGUAUAUCGUACCGAAUAAUGUAAUGUUCAGACAUACCUACUCGAAACUUUACAAGCUCAGAUGCACAUUUGUCAAAGAGGCAUGGAUUGAUGAUAAUAUGGGCCAAGGGAUACUGAAGCCUGUGGGACAAUACAUUUAUAAACCUAAAACAUUGGGUAUCUAUUCUAAAGUAUCAGUUUUUGCAAAGGACAAGGAUCAAAAAGAAUGGUACGAAAAGGAGUUAUCGUUUCAUGGUGCAACUCUUAUCGACAUAUCUAACAUUCAUAUUGAUAAACCAUUUAUACUCUUUCUCUCUCUCUCUCUCUUAUGGACACCAGCAAUGUCAACAUCUACAACAACUGUGCCACAUUCACCACCUCCACCGCAACCUCCUCCAUCACCAUCACCAACAACUAAAAAGCAUAAGAAAUUGACAAAAGCAGAGAAAAAGCAAAACAAGAACAUAAGAAAACAAAUUAAGCUUGAGAAAAAGAAAAAUAAGUAUAACAAGAAUAAGAUCAAAAACAAGAACAAGUACAAUAAGAAAAAUAAGGAUAAUAAUAACAAUGAUAGUAGCGAUAAAAAGAAUAAUAAUAUAGAGGAUGAUAAUGAAGAAGAACAAGAAGAAGAAGAUUUUGAUCACAAGAAAUAUUAUAAAAAAGCACUCAAAGUUACUAGACUAGCACCUGCUCAAAUCACUAGAUAUUCACAAAUAUUAAAGAAUGGACAAAUCAAAGGAUCGUGCACAUAUAAAUCAUCAAGAUGUGUGGUUUAUCCUGCCAAGACUAUUCUUGGUACACCACCUCAUCACUUUGCUUUUAUGCAAGAACAUGGAAGAAAGGAGACCAUGGAGAUUGACAUUUCAAAGGGAAUGACUAUUUGGAGUAUAUGUUCGACCAAGAAUUGUGUCAACCCUCGUCACUUGGUCAGAGAGGUGGAGACGAUCAGUAGGACAAGGGCUGGAUGCCACAAUGUUUUUAGGAAAAUAUUCAAACGUCAUGGAGCUGGAAUCACCAUAGAGGAAAUGAGAUCUUUGGAUAAUGUUUGUAAACAUGAACCACCUUGUAUUCCUACUUUUUUAAAACACCCAAAAUCUAUCAAAAUAGUAAUAACUUUAAAGAUGACAAUUAUGACAAUGGAUAUAACUAUAAUAAUAACAACUAAUAAUAAUAAUAACAACAACAAUAGAGACAAGUAUUACAAUGACGAAUACAGCUGUAGUUAUAACGAUUCUAAUAAUUAUUAUUCCUAUGAUGACAAUGAUUAUGAUGAGAUGGAUUAUACUUACAGUCAAUUCUAUGAAGCCAGUUACGUAGAGAAACGACAGGAUAGAAAUCACCCAAUCACCAAUAAUAGUAAUCAUUUUAAUAACAAUAAUAGGUAUAAUAAUAAUAAUAACAAUAGUAAAAAAUCAUUAGCAACAAUAACAAUUGGACAGAGAACAAAAAUACUUGGACGGAGAACAAAUAUAGUAAAAAUGGCGCAUGCCAGUCUGGAUCAACCAUCAAAUCAAAAUGUUUUAGAGGACAACAAACAAUCAAUUAGCAACGCCAAGGAAAAGAUCAGCAACAACAACAACAACAACAAUCCUACAGGAGCAUAUAAACGAUUAGACAAUACAACCCAUCCUAUCACCAAAACACCAACACCAACAACAUCAACAUCAACAACUUCAACAUCAUCAAUAUCAACAACCUCAAAAGAUCAAAACAAAUCUACUAUUGGUGAUUCAAGACAAAAUGAUAUUGGAUUGUAUAAAAAAUAUAUGGAUCCUGUAGAAAAGGAUAAAACAAGUAAACCCAACAAGGAUGUUCCCAAACCAACAUAUAAUAAUAAUAAUAAUAAUAAUAAUAAUAAUAAUAAUAAUAAUAUAAAUAAUAAUACUUUCGCCAAAACAACAUCAAAAGAUCAACCAUCAAAUCAAAAUGUUUUAGAGAACAAACAUACAAUUAGUAAUUCCAAGGCAAAGAUCAACAACAACAAUCCUACAGGAGCAGAUAAAGCUAUUAGUAACCCCAAUGUUCCUAAACCAACAAAUAAUAAUAAUAAUAGUAAUAAUAAUAAUAAUAAUCAUAGAAAUAAUAAUAAUAAUAAUAAUACUUUGACCAAAACAACAUCAACAUCAACAACAACAACAACAAAUGAUCAAAACAAAUCUACUAUAGAUAUUAUGGGUGCUCUUUCCAAGGAAAAGAUCAACAACAAUCCCACAGGAACAGAUAAAGGAAUUAGUAACCCCAAUGUUCCCAAACCAACAAAUAAUAAUAAUAGUCCAUUGGAAUGCCACCAUCUUCCCUUUCUCCCAAAACCACUGUUUCCAAAGGUGGUCCCACAUACCAUAUCACCCGUCCCCCCUCCACCUCCUCUACAAAAUACAAACCCCCAGAUUGUUCAUCCAAAACCUUCUACUAUACCCGAAGUUGAAAUUGAUGAAAGUAGAGAGCCCAAGAGAAAAAGGAAAAUCAAGAUUCCUAAAGUGAAGAUGGAACCAAAGUCGUCUGUUCCAGAUUUAGAAAUAGAAGAACGUCCAAAAAAGAUUGUCAAGAUACCUUGUAUCGAUGUAGAGGUUCCAGAUGCACCGCCAACAUCCACUUCCACAUCUAUGCCCAUUCCAAAGGUGAAAAUAGAACCACCUGAUGAUGUUGAUGAUUUCAAGAAAAUCCCAACCGUUAAAAUAGAACCAAAAGACAAACAUACAACUCCAUCCAAACAACCAAAACAACAAUCAUUUUUCGAUAAUCAACAACUACAACGACAAAAAGAAGAGGAAAGACAACUACAACAACAACAUGAAGAUCUAGAACUACAGAGAUACCAACAACUUCAACAACAAAAACAACAACAACUCCAGAAACAAAAAGAGUAUUUGCUACAAAAAGAAGAAAAACAAAGAAACCAACAAUUACAAAAACAAAAAGAGUAUCAACAACAACAAGAAGAGGAAAAAGAAAGAAACAAACAACUCCAAAAACAAAAAGAGUAUCAACAACAACAAGAAGAAAAAGAAAGAUUCGAACUACUCCAGAGACAAAAAGAGUACUUUCAACAAGAAAAAUUUAAACUAUAUCAAAUUAUAAAAGAAAAACAACGAGAAUAUGAACAAAAAUACCAAGAUAAUCAACAACCACAACAACCAUUGGUAGAUUAUCAAGAUGAUCACAGUUGCGAGUAUUGUCUUAGUAGACCAGAUAUCAACGAGAUACCAUACGACAUGCCACAUGAUCACACCACCAACCCAUUUGAAAGAUGUUUUUGUGUAGUCUGUGUAGACAAGAGAACUUAUAUUGAAUUGUUUGGUUGUCAUUAUCAUCCAGAUAAUGUUCGCAGUCGUUAUACACCAACUACUCCAACUCCACCAAAAAGAAAAAGAGCUCCAGCAAAAAAGAAAUGA
This is a messenger RNA of Cavenderia fasciculata, 5658 nucleotides long. RefSeq lists its product as uncharacterized. The record is from RefSeq and is a predicted model, not a curated record. Bases 1 to 5658 code for a protein of 1885 amino acids. The transcript has 10 exons. Lineage: Eukaryota; Evosea; Eumycetozoa; Acytosteliales; Cavenderiaceae.